GAGGCGGGAGGAGGGACACUGUUGGGAAGCUGUCCCCUCCCAGCACUCUUCUGACCGGUGUUCCCAGGGGCCUUGGCCUGGGGAGGAUGGUGCACAUAUGGGUGGCUGCUUCUGCAUCCCCGGGGAGCAAAGUCUGUCCUGCGCCCCAGGUAAAGGAACUUCUUCCAAGGAUCCAACCAUAUUGACUGAGUGUCUAUCCUCAACUGAAUACAAGGAAAAAUGUUUUCUGCCACAGAACAUGAUAACAGAUCUGACCCUCUCCUUCUGUGUGAAGAGCCGCUCCAGGAGGUGUGUAAAUGCACCCUUGCAGGAAGCCGCCCGGAGGCGGCUCUGGGCUCUGGAGAAUGAGGACCAGGAGGUUCGCGCACUGUUUAAGGACCUCUCGGCAAGGUUGGUGAGUAUCCAGUCCCAGAGGGACCAGUUCCUCCUCACCUUCAAGACCAUGGAGGAAAUCUGGAAGUUCUCCACCUACCUGAGUUUAGGCUAUGUAUCCACAUGUCUGGAACAUCUCCUCUUUGACCACAAGUACUGGCUCAACUGUAGAUUGGUGGAAGAUACAGAGAUCCAAGUGUCUGUAGAUGAUACACAUCUGGAAACAAUAUAUCUGGGACUCCUGAUACAGGAAGGCCACUUCUUCUGCAGAGCCAUGUGCUCCGUGGCUCAGCCAGCUGAGAAGGAAGGAGAGUAUCUGACGCUUUGCAAGAACGAGUUAAUCUCAGUGAAGAUAGAUGAAGGCGGGUCUGAGUGGGAAGGCGUGUCCCUGGUGACGGGUCAGCGGGGCCUGGUGCCUGUGUCAGCUCUGGAGCCCCUGCCUCUCCCUUUCCACCAAUGGUUCCUAAAGAAUUAUCCAGGAAGCUGUGGCCUUUCCAGGAAGAGGGAUUGGACAGGCUCCUAUCAGAUCGGAAGAGGAAGAUGUAAGGCCUCGAAGGAUUAUCAGCAGGAAGAGAAGGAUGAACUGAGCAUCUGCCAGGGGGAAAGCAUUGAGAUCAUCGGCUUUGUCAUACCUGGGCUGCAGUGGUUCAUUGGGAAGUCAAUGAGCUCAGGAGAGGUGGGCUUUGUCCCCACCAGGAACAUAGAUCCUGAUUCUUAUUCCCCACUGAGCAAGAACUCUGCCUUUUUCAGUGAUGAGGAAAGAUGCUCCUUGUGGGCUUUGGGAAGCGACAGUAAAGCUGAGUGUGUUAGCUUCCUUUGCACACUUGCACAUACUGACAUCACGUCUGUCUACCGACUUAGUGGGUUUGAAUCCAUCCAGAACCUUUCGAAUGACCUGAGUGCAUCCCAGACCGAAGGCUUUAAGGAGGCCAGGCCUGGCAGAGCCUGGGAGGAACGUCAGGCUGUGGGCUCCAGACAGUCCAGCAGCUCCGAGGACUCCAGCCCAGAGGAGGAGCUCCUCUCAGCCGCCUCGGACAGCUAUCACCUGCCAGAGCCUGAUGACCUCGAUGACCCAGAGCUGUUCAUGGACCUUAGCACUGGUCAGGAGGAGGAGGAGGCUGGGAACUUUGCUCCCAUAUUGGCUUUUCUGGAUCAUGAGGGUUACACCGACAACUUUAAGAGCCUCUACGAUUCCUCUUUCUCCUUCCUCACUUCUUCCUUUUAUAGCUUUUCAGAGGAGGACGAGCUUGUGGCUUACCUGGAGGCCUCGAGGAAGUGGGCCAAGAGGAGCCACCGGACCUGGGCCCACACCCGGCUCUGCUUCCUCCUGGGCAGGCUGAGCGUCAGGAAAGUCAAACUCUCCCAGGCCAGGGUGUACUUUGAGGAGGCCAUCCAUGUUCUCAAUGGGGCAUUUGAGGACCUUUCCCUGGCUGCUGCCCUGUACAUCAAUUUGGCCGCCAUCUACCUGCGGCAGAGGUUGAGGCAUAAAGGCUCGGCCCUGCUGGACAAGGCAGGUGUCCUGCUGGCCUGCCUGCCCGACCAUGAGUCCAGUGCCAAGAAUGAACUUGAUGUGGUGGCCUAUGUGCUGCGCCAGGGGAUUGUGGCUGGCAGCAGCCCCCUGGAGGCCAGGGCCUGCUUUCUGGCCAUACGAUCGCUCCUGAGCCUCAGCCGACACGAGGAGGUCCUGCCCUUCGCUGAACGCCUGCAGCUUCUCUCUGGACACCCUCCUGCCUCGGAGGCUGUGGCCACCAUCUUGAGUUAUCUAUAUGACAAGAAAUAUCUCCCACACCUUGCAGUGGCCUCUGUCCAGCAACGUGGUACCCAGAGUGCCCAAGGGAUGUCUCUUCCUAUUUGGCAGGCCUACCUGGUCCUCCAGAAUGCCUCCAAGCUUCUUCGUGUUCCCUCCCCAAACUGGGGAGACGUUUCCAUCUUGGCCUGUCCGGCUCUCAGGCAGGCACUGGUUGCCUGUGAGGAACAGGCAGACCAUAGCACCCAGAGGGCCCUGUGUCUCAUCCUGUCCAAAGUGUACCUCCAACACAGGUCUCCUGAUGGUGCCAUCUACUACCUGAGCCAGGCCUUGGUGCUGGGGCGGCUGCUGGGUGAGCAGGAAGCCUUUGAGUCUUCUCUGUGCCUGGCAUGGGCCUAUCUCUUAGCCAGCCAGGCGAAGGAGGCUUUGGACAUUCUUGAGCCACUGUCUUGCUCCCUGAAGGGGACAGAGAAUGUCACCCAAAGGGGAGUGGUCCAUAACCUCCUGGGACUUGCACUUCAAAGUGAAGGCCGGCUAAACAGGGCAACCAAGAGCUAUCUCUGGGCCCUGAACAGAGCCAGGGAGGUGGGGGAUGUGCGUAACCAGGCAGUGACAAUGGCCAAUCUUGGCCACCUGACCCUUAAGUCCUGGGCUCAGCAGCCGGCCAGGGACUAUCUCCUGCAGGCUGUUCGACUCUAUUCUGAACUGCAGACCAGCAAGGAGACGGACAUGGAAUUAGUACAGGUGCUUCUCUGGCUGGCCCAAGUUCUGGUGUCUGGACGCCAGCUGACCCAUGGCUGCCUUUGUUAUGAAAUGGCAUUGCUGUUUGGCUUAAAGCAUCGACACCUAAAGAGUCAGCUCCAGGUUACCAAAUCCCUCUGCCAUUUCUACAGCUCUGUGUCCCCAAAUCCUGAGGCAUGCAUCACGUACCAUGAACACUGGCUUGUCUUGGCUCAGCAACUCAGGGACCGGGAGAUGGAGGGGAGGCUGCUGGAGUCCCUCGGGCAGCUCUAUCGGAACCUGAACACGGCCAGGUCCCUCAGGAAGUCCCUCACAUGCAUCAAGGAGAGCCUGCGUAUCUUCAUCGACCUGGGGGAGAGAGACAAGGCUGCCGAGGCCUGGCUCGGGGCGGGGCGACUCCACUACCUCAUGCGAGAAGACGAGCUGGUGGAGCUGUACCUGCAGGCUGCCAUCCAGACAGCCCUGAAGGCCGAGGAGCCCUCCCUGGCUCUCAAGCUCUACGAAGAAGCAGGUGACGUGUUCUUCAAUGGGACCCGCCACAGGCAUCGUGCAGUGGAGUAUUACCGAGCUGGGGCUGUUCCUUUAGCAAGGAGGAUGAAAGUGAUGAGAACAGAGCUCCGGAUAUUCAACAAGCUGACGGAGCUGCAGAUCAGCCUCGCAGGCUAUGAGAAGGCCCUGGAAUUUGCCACCUUGGCUGCCAGACUGAGCACAGUCACAGGAAAUCAGAGGCAGAAGCUGGUGGCCUUUCACCGCUUGGCUACAGUGUACUACUCCCUGCACAUGUAUGAGAUGGCUGAGGACUGCUACCUGAAGACUCUGUCCCUCUGUCCACCCUGGCUGCAGAGUCCCAAGGAAGCCCUGUACUAUACCAAGGUGUAUUAUCGCCUGGGCCAACUCACCUUCUACCAGCUGAAGGAUGCCCACGACGCCACUGAGUACUUCCUGCUGGCCCUGGCAGCAGCGGUCAUGCUGGGUGACAAGGAACUGCAGGACACCAUUAGGAACAGGCUGGACACCAUCUGUCAGAGCCCCCUGUGGCACAGCAACCCCUCUGGGUGUUCCUCGGAGAGGGCGAGGUGGCUGAGUGGUGGGGGCCUGGCCCUCUGAGGAGAGCUGACUGGUCGCCAUGGCCAGAGGCUGCCUCUCUGCCCAGCCUCUUAGAUACUAAUCAGCAGGGUCUGAGUCAUCACCUGGCUCAGCCCCUCAUUUUACAAUGAGAAGAGCGAAGUCCAGAGGGAGAGGGGAUCAUUCCGGCCACACAAGGAGUGGAUGAUGCAGCAACGAUUAAAAAUCCUGGCCUCUAAAAUGCACUUUCUUGACACAUAAUUCUGAAGAUGAAAAACCUUGCUCUCUGGGAACCUUCUCUCCUUCCCCCAGUGAGGAAAUCAGGCACUGCACUGGCUAAAGGACAAGCAGAUGAGAGUUUGUGCUCUUCACUGAUUUUCUCAGGGAAAGACCCUUCCCCUUGCCAGGGGCUUCUUUCUUUUGUUUCUUCAGAACCAAAGGAGGUGCCCGUCUUCAUGCUCAUGGGGUCUGGCAGGAGAGACUUCACCAUGCUCUUAGCUCAAAAGACACAGCCUCAGAAUGGCCGGAUGGAAUGCACAGGGCAUGGGGUCUGACUCGGAACCACCAUCUCCGUCCUGCCACAUAACCUCUCAGAAACUCCAGGGAAGCUUUCCAAGGGCCAAGGCUUGAAAACAGAGCACUAAGAAAAUUAUGACAUAAAUUACACAUAAAUAGUGUAUAUCAUUAAAUAUUGCAUGUUUACAUUUACACACACAUUUUGUCUCCUUUAUAAUAGGGACAGAUGAGAUGGGAGACUUGAAGGAUGGAUUAAAUACCAAUGUAUCUUACUGAUUUUAGUGUAGCUCCUUUACAAAGCAUCUCUAUGUGUUAUCUGUCAUUGCAUAACACACUGAGUGGCUUGAAACAUUUAUUAUCUCACUGUUUCCAUAGGGCAGGAAUCCAAUGUGACUUAGCUAGGUCCUCUGGCUCUGGGUGGCUCACAAGGCUGCAGUCACCUCAAGGUCAGCUAGAGAAGGACCAUUUGCAAGCUCACUCAUAUGGUUGUUGGCAGGAGUCAGUCCCCACUGGCUGUUGGCCAAGGGCUGCCCACAGUGAUGGGCAUGUGGGCAUUUGCACGGAGCAGUUCACAGCAUGGUAGCUGCAUCAGAGAGUGAGUGAGAGGGGCAGGAGUGAGAGCGAGUGAGAGAGAAGUCAGUGUCUCUUCAUAACCUAAUUGCAGCAGUGACAACCCCUUAGUUUUGUCUAUUUCUAUUCAUUAUAAGUGAGUCACUAGGUCUGGCCCACACUGAAGGAGGAAGGGGGUUACCAAGGGUGGAAUACUAGGAAGCAGGGAAUCAUUGGGGAUCGUUUCAGAAGCUACCUACCUCAGUACCUGAGUUCUUUGAUAAUGGAACCAGCAAUUCUCUAAGGCAGUAAACUCAAAGUAUUGCCCACUGACCAGCAACAUUGGCAUCACCUGUGAGAUUGUUUGAAUUGCAAAUUCUGAGGCCCCCACCUAAGGCCUCUAAAGCAGAAUCUCUAGAGCCCAGAAUCCUGGGUGUGAAAAGCUCUGCAGAUGAUUCCAUUGCACACUAAAGUCCGAGAAGCACUGCUCUGCAACAGGUGUUCUCAAUGUGAUACAAAUUACCUGCGGGACUUGCUGAACAUGAACUUCCUGAUUCCUACCCCUAAUAAUUCCGAUUCAGUAGGUCUGGGAUCUAUCUGACCUAGGAACAUGUAUUUUUAUCAAGGAACUCAAGUCAUCUUGAUGCAAAUGGUCCACGCUUGCUCUGGAGUCUGCCAACACACAAGGAAAUCUAGCCAUAAGUCUCUCUACCUGAUGUGCAUUAGCUUAGAUUUUACAGUCAGAAAAUCUGCCCUUAAUUUCUAGCUUUCUGGGCUGACCAGAUGGUAGGUUGUGUGGGAGGGUGGGAUGGGAGUGGUGAGUUGAGUGACUAUUGCAUCUUCUAGUCACCAAGGUUGUCUACAUAUAUUUUUGGUUAGUUGUCAAAACACUCUAGAGAGUAUUCUUCCCCAGGAAGGACAUGAAAUGAUCUAAUCCACUACCAUGUAAAAUAGAUGUGGGUUUGCUCCCAGCACAAGCCAUAAAAUCCCUGAGCUGGGAGAGUUGUUGUGGUUGAGGUUAUUUAGUCUAAUCUCUCAUGCAGAGUCCUUUCAGCAACGUUCCUGGGAGACGGUCAGAGGCUCAUGCGUUCCAGAGCAGUUACACAUCUUAUAUUUGUGGAAAGCUUGCUUGGCUCUGGUACCCAUGCCACAAGCCAUUCUCCAUUUGACUCAGGUUACAGAACCCUUCCUUUUCCCCACCAACCCAUCACUCUCUGGCUAGAUUUGUUUCUGUUCCUCUAAAAGUGUGGUUCCCAUAACUGCUUUUGAUGUUGAUGGGUGAGUGAAGAGUGCAGAGGGAUUUUAUGUACUUAAUGUAAUUUAAUGUUGUAUUUUAACUUUGUAUUAAGGUUUUUCUUCUCCCUUGGCUCACAUUGAGCUUAUAAACAUUUGAAACCUCUA
Messenger RNA from Galeopterus variegatus (Sunda flying lemur), 6391 nucleotides. It is a transcript of the gene SH3TC2, whose product is annotated as SH3 domain and tetratricopeptide repeats 2. Gene Ontology annotation, molecular function: protein binding. Lineage: Eukaryota; Metazoa; Chordata; Mammalia; Dermoptera; Cynocephalidae. The transcript is spliced from 18 exons. The record is from RefSeq and is a predicted model, not a curated record. Gene Ontology annotation, cellular component: recycling endosome. The coding region runs from base 98 to 3967 and encodes 1289 amino acids. Gene Ontology annotation, biological process: regulation of intracellular protein transport; regulation of ERBB signaling pathway.